Solea senegalensis (Senegalese sole) is the source of this 4731-nucleotide messenger RNA. It is a transcript of the gene scaf8, whose product is annotated as SR-related CTD-associated factor 8. Gene Ontology annotation, molecular function: RNA binding. Gene Ontology annotation, cellular component: nucleus. The transcript has 20 exons. Bases 119 to 4417 code for a protein of 1432 amino acids. NCBI's taxonomy places the organism in Eukaryota, Metazoa, Chordata, Actinopteri, Pleuronectiformes, Soleidae. The record is from RefSeq and is a predicted model, not a curated record.
UGCGCCAUAUUGGCAAUCUCCUCCAUCUCGCCAAACGUCGAGCAUGCAUGCCUCUAACCGGUUACUGAGGAGACAUCUAUAAAUAUUUACAGCCACCUGUGAACCCACGCAACAAACCAUGGAGGCUGUCAAAGCCUUUAACAACGAGCUGUACUCGUUGAACGAGUACAAGCCGCCCAUCUCCAAGGCCAAGAUGACUCAGAUCACCAAGUCUGGAAUCAAAGCUAUAAAAUUCUACAAACAUGUCGUCCAGAGUGUAGAGAAGUUCAUACAAAAGUGCAAACCAGAAUACAAGGUUCCGGGCUUGUACGUCAUCGACUCCAUUGUCAGGCAGUCACGACACCAGUUUGGCACAGAGAAGGACGUAUUUGCCCCACGCUUCAGCAAGAACAUCAUCCCUACAUUCCAGCACCUCUACCGCUGCCCUUCAGAUGAUAAGAGUAAGAUUGUGCGAGUCCUCAACCUAUGGCAAAAGAAUGCCGUCUUCAAGAGUGACAUCAUCCAACCCCUGCUGGAUAUGGCAGCAGGGAUCGCUCCCCCCAGUGUCACCCCCGUCAUGCCGAGCAGUGCCGCCCCGGUCAACAACACUACACCUGGUACCCCGGCUACUCCGGCCACUCCGGCCAACUUAGUCCAGGGUCUGCCUGACUGGGCCUCCCAGAUUAACAACACAGACACUGUUGCAGCUGUGGCGCAGAUCCUGCAAAGCCCCCAGGGACAGCAGUUGCAGCAGCUGGUACAGAGUCUUCAGAUGCAGCAGCAGAAACCCCAGCCGUCCCUGCUGCAGGCCUUGGAUGCCGGCUUAGUGGUGCAGUUGCAGGCUCUGACCGCACAGCUCACCGCUGCUGCCACCGCCAACAGCCUCAACCCCCUGGAGCAGAGGGUCUCCUCUUUUAAUAAAAAGCUUUUGGGUCCUUUUGACUUUGGGAACGAUAACGAACGUGGCGAAGAAUCUAAGAAAGACAGUUCAUCAUCUCAGUUGCCGAUGGUGUCUGAGCCCAUCAACAGCUCCCUCUUCCACCAGUUAGCCGAGCAGCUCCAACAACAGAACCUGGAGCAGUUUCAGAAGCAGCUGCUCGAGCACCAACAGCACCAGCAGAAGGCUAUGAGCAUUGAAGGGCAGGACUCGAUGUAUGGGCAGGAAAACUCUGUGACUGCUCAGAGCAGCAGCCAGCCGCAGCUUCCUGAGCCAGAGAACAAGAUGGACGACUCCAUAGAUAACCAGCAGCAGGACAUGGACCUGGAUGAGGGCCCUGAUGGAAUGGAGGAGGAGAGCUUUGAGGCUGAGGAAAAGAAAACUGCUAGCAAACGCUCCAGAACACGCUCAAGGUCACACUCGAGGUCUCCCAAGAGGAGGCGGUCCAGGUCCCGCUCCGGCUCACGGAAACGCAAGCACCGCAAACGCUCGCGCUCACGCUCCAGAGAUCGCAAGAGGAAGUCGUCGCGCUCUUACUCGAGCGAGAGGCGCGCCAGAGAGCGGGAGAAGGAGCGGCAGAAGAAAGGCCUGCCCCCCAUAAGGUCCAAGACUCUAAGUGUGUGCAGUACGACUCUGUGGGUGGGCCAGGUGGACAAAAAAGCCACUCAGCAAGAUCUUACCAAUCUGUUCGAAGAAUUUGGCCAGAUUGAAUCCAUCAAUAUGAUCCCUCCCAGAGGCUGUGCCUACAUCUGUAUGGUCCACAGACAGGAUGCGUACCGUGCUCGCCAGAAGCUCAGCACCGGCUCCUUUAAGAUCGGCUCCAAAGUCAUCAAGAUCGCGUGGGCUCUAAACAAGGGCGUAAAACAGGAGUACAAGCAGUUUUGGGACGUGGACCUGGGUGUUACCUACAUACCUUGGGAGAAGGUGAAGCUGGAUGAUCUGGAUGGUUUCGCUGAAGGAGGAAUCAUUGACCAGGAGACUGUGAAUGAUGAGUGGGAAGCAGCCAAGAAUGCUGAGCCAGUGAAGGAAGUCGCAAGUCAGCCAGUAAGCGCAGAGACUACAGCUGUGUCCAACACUCAGACUGAGACCUACAGCCAGCAGGUUACCAUGAUGCCUGUGCAGCUGCCGGUGGCACAGGCUGUUCCCAGUGCAGUAGGUUUGGUGCCCCCGAAUUUCCCCGUCACCAUGAGCAUACCUCCGCCAGGCUACGGGCCGCCACCGCCCUUCAUAAGAGCCGGCUUCAAUGCCACGCAGCCUCCGCCAGGUUUUAUGCAGGCAGCACAGGCGGGUACUACUUCUCUGGUGCAGCCUUCAUUGGCGAACAGCCAGGAAGCUGUCAAGGAAUCCCCGUUUAGCGCUAUGAUCCCUCCGACCAGCACCAUCCCUGGCAGCUUCAUGCCCUCGGCCAUCCCCGGGGCUGGUGUAUUCAACCCAGUGGGAGUCCAACCUCAGCAAGUUGGUCAUGAGAAAACAGCUCAGUCUGCAGAUGGGUUGGAUGCCGCAGAGCUCACACUGCAAGGCAUGCAGAACGCAGUCCGCAGUGGGAUGGGUCUUCUUGGCAUGCACCCGUCUGCUUCCCUCACCCACCCGCUACAUCAGUCCGCUCUGAGCGGGCAGAGAAUGCCCGGCCUGUUGCCUCUCGACGUGCGGCCUAACCUUCUUCAGGCAGGGGCUGCAGCCCGCUUCCCUCUCCUCAUGCAGCACGGCCCUGCUGCUGGCCUCCUCGACGCCUCCCUCCAGGCUCAGGCACGUGCACGGGCUCCUUUCCCUCAGAUGGACCCCUUCAACCGGGCCCCGAAUCUCACCAAUGAGAACGUAGCCAAGAAAGAAGAAGAGUCUUCUUCUGGGGCUGACGAGGGCAAAGACCAGGACUAUCGCUUUCCCCCGAUGGAAAAGCAGAGCACAGGCCUACUGAGGACCCCUCCACCAGAUCACAGGGACUCCCUCGGAGGUGGAGCAGCAGGCCGGCCCCCUUUGCUCCAGACUCCGGGGGCAGCCAGGUCCAGCCUGGUAGGACGUCUGCAAGCGCUCGCAGGCUUUACUCCUGAUAAUCGCUGGAACCAAGCCAGGGGGGACUUUGACGAGCGAGAUGGUAUCCGAGGUGGCCCGCAAGCUCCUGGUGGUCCAAAGGGCUUCCAGGAGGAGCGACCAACACCUGGGCAGAAUUUUCCCAACCGCUUUGACAGCCGUCCUGGGACAGCAGGAGCUGCUGGGGCUCCUGGAAAUGCAGGAGCUGCUGCGGGGCCACAGAACUGGAACCGAGGAGGCGGCGGCGGAGGUGGUGGCGGCGGUGGUGGUGGUGCUGCUGCCCCAGCACCUUUUGACAGUGAACUACAUCAAGACCUAGACGAGCGAAGACGCCCGUGGGACAGGCAGAGAGACAGAGAUGAAAGAGAUUUUGACUUCAGAAGGGAGAUGAACGGGAACCGCCACAGCCGCGAGAGGGAGAGGGAGCGCGAGAGGGAGCGUGAGAGGGAAAGAGACAGAGAUCGAGGCAGAGAUCGCAGCAGGGACUUUGAACGUGACAGAGACCGCGACAAAGAGAGAGACCGCGAGAGGGAACGUGAACGUGGUGGUUGGACACCUCUUCUUCCACUCCCCACUCCCCUUCUUCCAACGCCGACUCUCAAUCCUAAUCUGACCCUGAACCAAGGCAAAUUACUCUCACCACUUAAAUUAAACCCCCAGAUGCAGUCACGUUUCCAGUCUCCCCUCCUGCCUCAGCUUCAGGGCAAACCUUCCCUCAUGGGUUUGAACCAGCCUCUCCCGCCAGUUCAGAUCAAGACUCCGCCUCCCUCACAGAGCUCUGCUGCUGCUGCACCCGAGCCCCAGUCAGAAACCGCAGCUCCGGUGUCUGAGACACCUGAGGCGCAGUCGCCACCCUCGACCCAAUCACCUGAGCAGUCACCUGAGCAGUCACCUGACCAAUCACCUGAUAACAAGAGUCAGAGCCCAGUGACUGAGGCUCCCAUCCAGGCCCAGUCAUCACCAUCAUCAUCAUCAUCAUCACCACCACAGUCAGAGACCCCUCCUCAAUCAGAAUCACAAUUCCAGCCCACAGUCCAGUCCCCCUCCAAAUCCGUCUCCUCUCCAGACACUGAGACCCCAAACCAAGCCUCACCACUGGUUGAGGCGUCAUCCCAGGACUCACCCGUGGCCUUCACAUUAGCCCCCGUCAGCCCCCGCGAGGAGACGACCCCCUCUCCGGAGGAGCGGGAAAGUUCGCCGAAGAACGAUGACGAGUCGGAAGACUCCAGAGAAUUCUCGGUCCAACAGCAGUGGCUCAACGGACCCGGGCUGGACAAUAGCAAUGUGGCUGAGCCCACACCAGAGGGCUCCCCCGAGUCCUCCCCAGUCCCCUUCUCUGAUUCUGUGCGCCCAGAAAGUGAACCGGAGCAGCUUGCUUCGCCCAAGGACGUAGACAAUGAACAGAGUGAGCCCGCGGAGGAAGCUGCGAGUCAGCCAGUGGUAGACACUGUCACAGACACUGAGGGGACAUAAUCAUCACUCAGUAGGUAAAAGAUCAUUUUGUAAAGUUGUCUCUUCUUCUCUGUACUCAUGUCAGCAAACCCAACACCACCACUACCACACGGGACAUGAUGAAUACUGACUCCCACCAGUUACUGUCUUGAUAACCAAUAACACAUGAUUUUAUCUCUCACAAAUACCAGUGUACUUAACUAGAAGAACUCAUUUAGCUGAUUUAUUGGUAGAACUUUUGUUUGUAUUUUAUUUCCUUUCCUUUUUUAAGUUGUAAUGCCACCCCGCCCAUCCUCCUCCUUCUCCUCCUUCCCUUUUUAAUAAUUUUAUCAGAU